AUGAGCGCUCUCACCACUGCCAUCUGGGGGCUCGGCUCCAGCCGUGGCACCACAGGCGCCGCGAGUGUUGCCGGCGCUGUUGGGGCCGCCAACAUGCCGGACAUUGUCACGAGGCUGCGAGGCAGGCAGGAGCGAAUUGCGUUUCGGCGCAUGGUUGAGCUGAUUGACUUCUCUUACCCUCAGAGACAGGACCUGCAGGCCACCAUCCUUGGCUGGGAGGGGGCAGACCGCUGCAUCGCUUAUGGGCGCCGGCUGGCCGAUUCCUGGGCGGGCGCAGCGCACCAGCGCGACCUGUGGGAGGCGGCGAGGCCCUGCGUUGGUGACACUCUCUUCAGGACAACCACGAUCAAGUUUGAGGCCAGCAUCGAGGGCGGUUCGGCCGCCCUGCUGCAGCUACAGAUGUACGACGAGGGGCAGCGUGUGACUGCAGCCCGUGUCAUCCUUGCCUUCUGUGCACCGCCCCAGCUGACCCCUGCUGAUGUGCAGGCCGCCUUCUUGAAGAGCCAGGAGACCCUGUCUGUCGUCACCAUCCGCGCCUCCCAUCGUCCCGUGUUUCACGUGGAGAUGGCAAGCUCUGUCGACAGCUCCAAAGUCAUCAACCACGACUGCCCCAGCUCUUUCAAUGCUGAUCCGCCUGCCAGGGUUGACCUGGUUGGCGGGAUCUCCAGCGCCGGCUGCCGCACGCCCUGGGCUGACCUGAGCCUGGGCCUGGGCUUCCAUCGUGAGACGGGGGAGCAGGCGGCCAGCGCCGUGCAGUUCAAGCUCCUGGAUCAGGAGCCUGGCUGGACAGCGCAGCCGCACGCGUUGAUCGAGGUGUUGACAGGGGGCUCGGCGUUCAGCGACGCCUUGAGCGCAGGCGAGUGA
Monoraphidium neglectum is the source of this 864-nucleotide messenger RNA. RefSeq lists its product as hypothetical. The record is from RefSeq and is a predicted model, not a curated record. Lineage: Eukaryota; Viridiplantae; Chlorophyta; Chlorophyceae; Sphaeropleales; Selenastraceae. The transcript has 3 exons. The coding region runs from base 1 to 864 and encodes 287 amino acids.